Halichondria panicea is the source of this 1923-nucleotide messenger RNA. Its product is annotated as nucleolar protein dao-5-like. Gene Ontology annotation, biological process: DNA repair. Gene Ontology annotation, molecular function: DNA binding; catalytic activity. The record is from RefSeq and is a predicted model, not a curated record. Gene Ontology annotation, cellular component: nucleus. The transcript is spliced from 5 exons. Lineage: Eukaryota; Metazoa; Porifera; Demospongiae; Suberitida; Halichondriidae. Bases 130 to 1755 code for a protein of 541 amino acids.
UUUCCCCUUACCAUAGCCGCGUGCUUCAGCUUUUAACUUCACUAGUGCAGUUGACUCAUCUUUGCGAGGCUUUUCAUGGAAUAGAAGCUCAAGGCUACAUUCAUUAACCUCUUCUGUGUCCCGAUAAGAAUGGAGUCUAAAGGAAGAGCUAGUAGGCGAUCGACAGGAGGUCAGAGUCCGGUGAAAUCUGCUGACAAGAAGACAGUCACUCCGGUGAAAUCCGCUGACAAGAAAACUGUCACUCCGGUGUCAGUAACAAGACGUUCCACACGUUUGAUGGGUAAGGUUGAAGGUGACACCAUUACAACCCCAGCCAGCUCGUACGUCAAAAAGGCAUCUGCCACACGAAAGAGAAGUCUGAAGACCAGCGACGAAGACAAUGAGAUACAGGAAAAGCCAGCUCCCAAAAGAGCAAAAAUAACCAAAUCCACACCCGCUAAGAAAGCACCCAAAUCACCUGCCAAGUCGAGCUCCCAGAAACAGAAACCGCAAAUUUCUAUAUCAAAAGUGAAAGUUGCUCCAGCUCCUAAGAAAGCUCCCACUACCCCCUCCAAAUCAACUCCCAAAACUACUCCUAAAUCAAAAUCUCCCACAAAAAAAGCCCCAGCCAAAGCCACCCCUAAAAAGGCAUCUUCCCCGAGAAAAGCAACGGCUAAAUCUAAGGCUAAAGAUAAGCCCAGUGAGCCAAUGGAAGUGGAACCUGCAGAUGAGCCGAUAGAAAAGUCUGAUACCAAAACCGAAGACAAACAACCAAACGAGAUCACCAAAGAUGACAGCGAUUCACCAAUGGACGCUGCAGUAGAAGACACAGCAAAGGAUAAUGCUGGGGAAGAUUCCAGUGCCCCUCAAGAGGUUAGUAAGCCAACGGAAGAGCCACCUACAGGUGAUCCAGCUAGCAAACAAGGAUCAGAGAAAACUGAGCCUGACGCUGGAGAAACUGCAAUGGAGGUUGAACCUAUCGCAGCAGAUCCACUGAUUAACAGUACUACAGAUGACUCAACAAAGAUGGAUGAAGCGGCUAGCAAACCCGCUGAAAAUAAGCAAGCAGAAACAAGCCCUUCGAAGUCUAAGAAAGAAUCUGCUAAAUCAAAUACCCAAGAACCGAAAGAGAAAGGACCCAACGAAACCACAAGUACAUCACAAGCGGAAGUAUCUAAAGCCACAUCUGGCAACCAAGCCAACUCUCCUGCUAAAACCAACACAACAAGUCCCCAGAAGAAGAGUCCAUAUUUCAAGCCUAGCUCCGAUUCUCUACCUCAACCCAGCCUUGGUGUCAAGACAAAGCGUCAUAAGCACCUCCAGUACCCUGACUUCGUGCCCCCCAAGUCUCCGCAUGAUUUAGUCCAGGAGCAGCUGUAUAGUGAUCCGUGGAAACUGCUCAUCGCUACCAUCUUCCUCAACAAGACCACUGGCACUGCUGCCCUCCCUGUUCUGUGGGAGUUCCUCAAGCUCUACCCCACUCCGGAUGCUGCCAAGAGUGCUGAUGUCAGCGCUCUGGCCAAGCUGCUCAACCCACUGGGCCUCCACGAGAAAAGAGCUGAGACCAUUGUUAAAUUCUCAGAGGAGUACCUGAGCAAAGACUGGGAGUAUCCCGAGGAACUCUACGGAAUCGGACAAUACGGCAACGAUUCAUAUCGCAUAUUCUGCACCUCAGAGUGGAAAGAAGUUCGUCCAUCUGAUCACGUGCUCAACAAGUACUAUGCCUGGUUGUGCAAGACGAAUGACUUCCACCCUACUGACUGGAAGUCUGAUUGAUGACUGACCUCAGUGAACUCUUCUAACUAGGCUCUUUUCAUUCAAGAAUCAUAUGCAUGCAUUACUCUACAUACUUAUAUCUUUACUAAUACGUAUGUUGUCUACCCUUUGUAUUUACACACCACAUUCUUGUUCAUGCUGAAUACUAUACUUUUGUUAUGGAUGAUC